This is a messenger RNA of Phaeodactylum tricornutum CCAP 1055/1, 1813 nucleotides long. RefSeq lists its product with no specific name. Gene Ontology annotation, molecular function: glycosyltransferase activity. The record is from RefSeq and is a predicted model, not a curated record. NCBI's taxonomy places the organism in Eukaryota, Bacillariophyta, Bacillariophyceae, Surirellales, Neidiaceae. The transcript has a single exon. The coding region runs from base 79 to 1674 and encodes 531 amino acids.
CAGCAACGCAUUUGACUAGUUGCUCACUGUCAAGUGAGCAUCAAAAUUCAUUCGGCAGUCAUAAAGAUUGUGUUGCCUAUGAUUCGUCGACGUCCCACCACAAACGAUGCCAAUAGCUACAAGGCAGACGACGACAAGUUGGGAAAGCAAUUGCUGUUCACCACAUCGUCUCAGCAACACUCUACCCAAACGCCCAAACCGAUGGUAUCCAAUCUGGUCGUAUGUAUCAUUGUAAUCGUAUUUGUAGGUGCUGGUGUCGUACAGAACCGUUAUCAGGAAUCGCACAACGACUUUCAUUCGGGUUCAGGAACAGAUAAAACUGUUGCACAAUCUUCGCAACGAAGGAAAACAAGCUUUCUCCAACAGAGCUUGUUGACACCCGAAGAAGACGAAAGGCUCCAAACGGAUGAACGCGGCAAUCGCUAUCAUCUUGUCUUCUCAACGGACUGUAGUCCUUAUCAACACUGGCAGAGCUUUCUGGUUUACUACACUGCACUGAAAGUGCGUCAGCCUGGACAGGUUACUCGGAUCGCCAGUGGUUGCGAUCCAGAGCAGGCCAAAGCUAUGCAACGUUGGUUCGACCAGGACGUGCAAUUUAUGUCAAAGAGGUAUCAUCUGCAAAUGACACCACACUUUUCGGGUGUCAAGAACGAAGCUGGCGAAACCGUCGCCGAUUACAAGUUUUUCAAUAAGCCUUUUGGGUUUUUGUACUGGUUAGAGCACUCACCGCAGCUCCACUACAGCGCAAGCCAUUCCGAAUUUCCGAAAGAUUUUCAGAACGAUAUCGUUAUUUUGAUCGAUCCUGAUAUGGGCUUGUUGAGACCGAUAACAGCUGACUUUUCUGACGAACGUGAAACCGUCGUUUCACCCCGUCGUCGCGAACAUGGAGUCCUGGCCACAAACGUCGGUCCGGGUCAUCCAUUUGCACAGGUCUAUGGCUUUGGGACUCAGUGGGCCCGCCUGGAUCUAGAAAAAAUUGCUGGGGCUGGAAGUCAAGCAAGGAAUAUAUCCAAAGAGGAUGGGCAGCUCUUUUAUCCAGUCGGUCCACCGUACAUUGGCACCAUAUCUGAUAUGCAUAGGAUUGCUUUGAAAUGGACAGCUUUCGUCCCUCGUGUGUAUGAGCAAUACCCACACUUAUUGGCCGAAAUGUUUGCAUUUUGCAUCGCUGCCGCGGAUGAAGAAUUGCCUUUUCAGUUAAUCGAUUCCUUGAUGAUAUCCAAGACGGAUGCGUCCGGCGAAGGUUGGCCGUUGGUCGACAGGAUUCCUCCAGAUGAAGUUUGUGACUUUGCUUCGGAUCUGGAUCCUUCCAAAUACGCAGUGCCUUCGGUGGUGCACUUGUGUCAGCGGUACUGGCUGGGCAAGGAUUGGUUUUUUAGCAAAAGGAAGAUUCCUUCCGAUAUAUACGAUUGUGAAACGCCCCUUUUUGAGGAGCCUCCUUCUGACUUGGGUGUCCUGUACGACUACAAAUGGGCCUGGAACGGGCGAAAACAAAUGGUUACGCCAACAGAAGCCAACCGGGAGGCGUUUCUUCUUUGUUUCUUGUUUCGACUACUCAACGAUGCCGCUACCUUCUACAAGCAAAACACUUGUCCACCGGAUUCGAUCAAUCUCGAAAAAUCGCGCAAUCUUGUAGCCUACUUGAAAGCAAAAAGCAGGCACACCGAGACAAAAUGAUCGAUUGAUGGUGCUGAAUAGUACGACUUUGAGUUUCGAUUGUAGUCCCUUUACUGUGAAUUCAUGGCUCGAGUGCUUUCAACCUUUCCAGCAGAACUUGCAUAACAAGGAGAACAUAAAAGAUAUGAAAUAGUGCUUC